AUUUGAAUUAGGCUAUAUAGUUCCGUCUACAUUACGCAUAUAUAAAUGAAACAUGAGUUCGAGUUCUUACAAGAGCAGCGAAGGAUCCAUCCACAGUUGAGUUGAGUUAGAGCUGUACAGUUCCGAUUCCGAGCCGAUGGAAGGUGUACCGCGAGUUCCGCCGGAGGCAGCAGAGAGACGCAGAUGCCGGAUAGGCGCCGCCAUGGCAGUCUUGUUGGUGGUAUUGCCUCUGAUGCUGAUGCGCGUCUUCUUGGGCGACCAAGCCGACUCCAUCGACGCCCUGCUUCGGCAGGCCCAUGUCAAACAGCAAAGUCCCCGAAACGCGUCGGACCCGGAGGCGGCGCCGGUGCGUACCGAGCACGAGCACGACCGGCUCCUUGGUGGGCUCCUCUCCCCAGACUUUCACGACGAGCAGGCAUGCCGCAGCCGGUAUGAAGCUUCCACGCUCUGGAAGACAUCGCCCUUCUCGGUCGCCCCGUACCUCGUCCGGAGGCUCAGACAGUACGAAGCCAACCACAGCAGGUGCGGGCCACGCACGGCUCGCUACCGUGAGGCCGCCGCACAGCUCCAGUCCGGCCGCAACGCCGGCGGCGCCGACUGCAGGUAUGUGGUGUGGCUCCCCAUGCAGGGCCUCGGCAACCGGAUGCUCAGCCUCGCCUCCACCUUCCUCUACGCGCUCCUCACCGGCCGCGUCGUCCUCGUCCACCAGCCACCCGAGAUGGAGGGCCUCUUCUGCGAGCCCUUCCCGGGGACCUCCUGGCUCCUGCCCCCGGACUUCCCCUACAAGGACGGCUUCUGGUCCGGCUCCAAGGAGAGCUACGUGAACAUGCUUGAGAACAACGUCGUACGCUACGACAUGGUCAAUAACGCGAGCGCCCUGCCGGCGUACGUCUACCUCCAUCUGGAGAACACCAGGUUCCGGUUCCAGAACCACACCUUCUGCGAGGAGGACCACCUGUUGCUCGAUAAGUUUAAGUGGAUGGUGCUCAGCUCCGACAGCUACUUCGCCGUGGCGCUGUUCCUCAUGCCGGCGUACCGGGAGGAGCUGGACCGGAUGUUCCCGGCCAAGGGCGCCGUGUUCCACCAACUCGGCAGGUACCUCUUCCACCCGGGGAACCGGGCGUGGGGGAUGGCGCAGAGGUUCUUUGCCGGGUACCUCGCCGGCGCCAACGAGCGUCUCGGCGUGCAGGUGCGCGUCGGGCCGUACCAGCUGGCGUUCCCGUUCGAGGUCAUGUCCGAGCAGAUCCUCCGGUGCACGCGCGAGCACGGUCUUCUGCCGCAACUGACCCACAACACCGAACGGGCGGCCGGUAGUGUACGGCUGGCAAACAGCAUAGCGGUGAAGGCAGUCCUGGUGGUCUCGCUAAAGCCGGAGUACUACGACAAGCUGCACGGCAUGUACUACAGCAACGCGGCGGCAUCGUCGACCGGCCAAGAGGUGGUGGUUUCGGUGUACCAGCCGAGCCACGACGAGGACCAGCGCACAGAUUCGCGGGCACACAACGAGCGUGCUCUGGCGGAGAUAUACCUACUGAGCUUCUGCGACGAGGUGGUGACCACGGGGUGGUCGACGUUCGGGUAUGUGGCGCACUCACUGGCCGGUUUGCGCCCGUGGGUGCUCACGCCGCUUGAUUGGACCAAGAUGAAGGCUGAGAACGCCUGUGUGAGGCCGGAGUCAGUGGAGCCGUGCAUGCACUCGCUGCCGUCGUUCGACUGCUGGCGCAGCGGGCAGGAUCUUGACCCCGUGGUGCAUCUGCCGUUCCUGCGCCACUGCGAAGAUGUGCCUGCAGGUCUCCAGCUGUUUUGAAUUGGUACCAUACAUUUUGGGUUGGGUUCUUUCUUGGGCCAGAAAAGCAGCUGGGUUUUGCACCGCCCCGAUGUGCCCAUGUCUUACAAAAUCACGUCCACAAAAUAAGAAUAAAAACGCGACGAGAGAACUAGGUUUCGAGGUUGAGAGCGCACCGCCGGAGCCGUCGUCACUGGGGACCUGCCAUCUUGGCGUUGUGAGGUAAGGGGGCCUAGACGUAUACAUAAGUGUUUAGUAAUAUGAAUUAUGUGGUCAUGAUAUGCACUAGUAUUGUGUGUCUCUAUCCACACAUCCAUAAACAGUGGUAUAAGUUACGCCCGUA
Messenger RNA from Brachypodium distachyon (stiff brome), 2129 nucleotides. Its product is annotated as probable fucosyltransferase 8. Gene Ontology annotation, cellular component: membrane; Golgi apparatus. Bases 137 to 1807 code for a protein of 556 amino acids. Gene Ontology annotation, molecular function: galactoside 2-alpha-L-fucosyltransferase activity. The record is from RefSeq and is a predicted model, not a curated record. The transcript is spliced from 2 exons. Lineage: Eukaryota; Viridiplantae; Streptophyta; Magnoliopsida; Poales; Poaceae. Gene Ontology annotation, biological process: xyloglucan biosynthetic process; cell wall biogenesis.